AAUAAAUGAAGAUUCUUUUUUGAAAUAGUUAUUCGUUUUACUGGAAUGUUGAUUUUGUGUUUAAUAUUCCCAGAGUACCAAGGCAAUGCAAACAAUGAAAGACUUAACGUUUACCCCACCGGAUCGUCUGUGACAUUAGCUCAAGCUUGUAAUAAAACAACCUCAAUUCCAGCAGAAGAAUUUCACGUUCUCGUAAAGUCAACAAAUAUGGCAGACGUCAAACAAUGGCUGCCAACACCGUUGCUAGGCACAUUUGAGUACACAAAAGUAACGUCUGCUGGUGUUUCUUCCUGUGGUACAGGAUCUGUCUGGGACGUCUGCAAUAACCGAACGACUAUGACGUUCAACAUGACACAGUGCAAUUCAGUGGUCGCUUAUUCUCAGGGAGAAGUUUACGGCGUGACCUCUGUGACAAAGGGGUCAACUUACUACGCUUUGGUAUUGAAUCCAGGUACCGCUGAUGAUUCUACGUAUUUUCGAUUUACUUGUAUGGCUGUAACACAAUCAGGGAGCACUGUAACAGUGGUAGAGAAGAGCGGUAGUUGUGGACCUGGACAGAACACCACAAUGGCUGGAUCUGGAGGUUCCAAGUAUACCAUGACACCAUAUG
Saccostrea cuccullata (small rock oyster) is the source of this 610-nucleotide messenger RNA. RefSeq lists its product as uncharacterized. The record is from RefSeq and is a predicted model, not a curated record. The transcript is spliced from 4 exons. Lineage: Eukaryota; Metazoa; Mollusca; Bivalvia; Ostreida; Ostreidae. The annotation marks the transcript as partial.